AUGUCGCAAGGCGUGGGCCAAGGCCAAUGUCUUCCUCCGCUGUUGCCACAUUCUGAUGAACCGUGGCCUUCUGAGGGAGUCCUGGCAUACCGCUUGAACGCCACCAAGGGAAAGGAGCGAUGUGACAUGUCUGAUGUGUUGUACAAGACGUAUAAGGGACAGGAAUACAAGGACCAAACUCUGAAGAUCUUUGAGGCGCACCGGAGAGAAUUCUUAGCGGAUGACGACCUGCAGAAGAUCGCAGAGAGCGGAAUCUCCGUGAUUCGAUUGCCGCUUACCUGGGCAGCUUUUGCCGAUGCUUUGGCGCCAUUGAGCCCUGUCUAUGCGUCCUUCGAUCCUGAUGAGGAGACGGCAUUGGUACCUGAUCCUUUCUAUGUGGACAAGAUAGCGCUGGCCACCAUUCCUAGAAAGAUCUUGGUGGAUUUUUUGCACAAAGCCUCAAAGCAUGGGCUGACGGUGAUUUUCGAUUUGCACGCCUUUCCAGGCGGUGCCCAGGACGGAACGUACAACACGGUGUGGCCAAAUCGGCCGGUCUUCUGGAGCGAGAAGACUCAAAUCUCCAAGGAUCCUGCAGAUCCUGUUCCGCUAUCAACAGUAGGCCGCUGGGUGGUGCAGGCGUUGAUCAAAUGGGUGGAAGCCUUGGAUCCAGAAACACAAAAAGCGGUCCACGGCUUAACCCUGAUGAAUGAGCCCGCGCACACCAAUGCUUGGAGACAUUUCGCUGAGGAGCAGAAUGUUCUCACUUGGCUUUCAGAAACUUCAGGAGACUUUAGGACUUCAAGCCUGCCUGCUGCAAAUGUGAAGCUCUACGUGAAUCUCAUUGAAACGGCUUUUUCUGCGUUUGAGCACUCUGCAGUGCCUUGGUUUCUUCAGACCUUCACGAAGGAAGAACAGAAAACAUGGGCUGUUGCAGAUGUGCAUUGGUAUGUGGCAUGGAGCAGCGGCGAUUGCGAUGGCCGCUCUGUGGAGGGUGGAGGUUUCCACUGCGCUGCGCCAAUGCCGCAGGUCAAGGAGAAGUUGCACCUCUGUGCGAGCAGCGCUUCUCAGCGUCUUCGGCACCUCUUCGGCGAUGCGCAGGUCUCGGUGACGGAGUUCUCAGCGGGGACUUUUCACAAAGCCAGGUAUGCAUGCCAUGACUCGCAGCUCCUACGAGCCUUCAUUGAGGAGCAAGUGACAUCGUUUCGGUCUGACCGCAUCCAACCAUUUUUUUGGACGUGGAAGAUGCCAUUUGGUCCGAACUUUGAGGCCGGUUGGAGUCUCAAGUAUCUGCUCGGCUUGGAAGAUUCAAAACUUGGCCAGCAAUGUGAUCCAAAAUCGAGCAAUGAGAACGUGCAUUUUUGA
Molecule: messenger RNA, 1341 nt
Organism: Cladocopium goreaui
Lineage: Eukaryota; Dinophyceae; Suessiales; Symbiodiniaceae
Source: the annotation of a GenBank genome assembly